Messenger RNA from Poecilia latipinna (sailfin molly), 4372 nucleotides. RefSeq names its product autophagy/beclin-1 regulator 1b (gene ambra1b). Gene Ontology annotation, cellular component: intracellular membrane-bounded organelle; Cul4-RING E3 ubiquitin ligase complex. Gene Ontology annotation, biological process: autophagosome assembly; mitophagy. Gene Ontology annotation, molecular function: ubiquitin-like ligase-substrate adaptor activity; protein binding. The record is from RefSeq and is a predicted model, not a curated record. Bases 553 to 4143 code for a protein of 1196 amino acids. Lineage: Eukaryota; Metazoa; Chordata; Actinopteri; Cyprinodontiformes; Poeciliidae. The transcript has 18 exons.
GCGCCAGUCGACUGAAGAGCAACUUCUCUGUCAAGAUUAUCGAAACAGCCUGAUUUUCUGGUAGCUUUAUUGUUUUAGAAUUAGUGCAGAACACAUAUACCAAUGUUAAAGGUAAUAUUUCACCUUUGUGCCUUACGUUGGUGGUUUAUAUUACAAAUAUCUUCCUUAAAUUAGUAGAGUUCGAUUACUCGGCGAUCUGCCAGCCAACCUGCGGAGCUAGCCUGGUUAGCCGUUAGCUGGAUGCGCAGCAGCAGAGUGUCGUCUGGCAGCUACUAAACCAUCGGACCAAUGUCUCAAAAAUCAACUUGGAUUUGUUUUACCUCGUUGGAGACGAACAUUGGCCGCUAAUCUUAACAGAGCCUGCCCAGCAGAGUGACCCGGAGACGCGGAUGUUUCUGUCUGACGGUUUAUUGUUCAGCGGCUAACCGAAGCUAGCCUGUUAGCAGCUAACCCGUUAGCAGCGGCUGUAAAGCCUGGCCUCUGCAUGGCGACAACAGACUGACGGCAGCAGGAGUGAGCAGCCAAUCAGCUGAGGCCCGCCCCCGUAGCAACAUGGCGUCCCGUCAGAGGAACUCGGUCCGGAUCCUGUCGAGCCGGGAGCGGGGAUCCCAGACGUUCGGCUCGCAGCGGCUCCUGCAGCUGCUGGUGGAGGAGAAGGUCCGCUGGAUGAAAUGGCAGAGUCAGAAAGUGGAGCUUCCAGACAGCCCUCGAUCAACGUUCCUGCUGGCCUUCAGCCCGGACAGGUCUUUAAUGGCCUCCACGCACGUCAACCACAACAUCUACAUAACGGAGGUGAAGACUGGAAAGUGCCUCCAUUCCUUAGUGGGCCACCGGAGAACCCCCUGGUGUGUGACCUUUCACCCCACCAUUCCUGGCUUGGUGGCCUCCGGGUGCCUUGAUGGGGAAGUCCGCAUUUGGGACCUGCAUGGCGGCAGUGAGAGCUGGUUUACGGAGAGCAACGUGGCCAUCGCCUCUCUGGCCUUCCACCCGACCGCCCAGCUCCUCCUCAUCGCCACCAACAACGAGCUUCACUUCUGGGACUGGAGCCGGCCGGAGCCGUUCGCCGUGGUCAAGACGGGCAGCGACACGGAACGAGUGAGGUUGGUGAGAUUUGAUCCUCUGGGUCACAACCUGCUCACGGCGAUCGUGAAUCCGUCCAAUCAGCAGAAUGAGGAAGACUCUGAGGUCCCGAUGGACAGCGUGGAGAUGCCUCACUUCCGCCAGCGCUCCUUCCUGCCUUCCCAGCCAGUUCGCCGGACGCCAAUCCUUCACAACUUCCUGCACAUCUUGUCGUCUUCUCGCUCCCCGGGACCCAGCGUCGGAGCCGAGCAGCCGCCGCCUCCGCCGCCGCCACGGCCCGUAAGCGACGGCGGCAGCGGAGUCAGCGAAUCGCCCGGCGGCCCCUCGCUCCCCGGCUGCACCCAGCACCUGGGCAUGUUGUGCGUCUGCACCCGCUGCUCCGUCAGCCGGAAGCGCUGCCUGCCCACCGGCGCCUCCACUUCGACACCAUCGGUUUCCACGGAGACGCCAACGCUCUCCACGGCCUCCACCUUCUCUUCGGCCCGCACGGAGCCGCGGCAGCCCUCGGAUCGGCCCUCCGCCUUCACCUCCGUCUACUACAGCGCCGGCGCCUCCCUGAACCCCAUCAUGCCGAACAUCAUGGAGCCGCUGGGCGCCGCCCGGCCCGGGCCGGACUGGACCCGCAGCCUGCUGAACUUGCGGGACAGCGCGGCAGGCCCCGCCAUGCUUCCUCCCAGGACCUCCUCCUCUUCCUCUGUCAGCCUGCUGUCGGUGCUCCGCCAGCAGGAUGGCUCGUCUCAGUCGCCGCUCUACACCUCCGCCUCCGAGGGGCGGGGCUUCGCCCAGCAGGGGGAGCCGGGGAGUCGGGACGGCGCCGGGACAAGCAGCGGCCACCACCCGUUCUGGGACGGCGGCCGCGGCUCCUCGGCCUCCUUCCGGAAUGUUCUGCAGUGCAACCUGAGCCGCUACUUCCUGGAGAUCGACCGCAUCGACAUCGACCCGUCGCUGGGCGGCAGCAUCGCCGAUGGCAACCAGGAGCCAAACCAAGAGCUGCUGAACAACAACAUGGACCCGGACAGGCCGGGCCAGUCCUCCUCUUCCUCGCCGACCAUCAUCCACUACCAGCCGCCAGCGCCCCCGCCCGUCGCCCACAGCCUAGAGAACAACGUGCCACCCCCGCCGCCGUCCUCCAGGGGGCACCACCUGAACCGCUGCCGGGCCUGCCACAACCUGCUCACCUUCAACCAGGACUCCCAGCGCUGGGAGCGCACGCACCAGACCUCUUCCACCACCUCCUCCUCUUCUUCUCUGGAUCCUCCCUCCUCUUCCUCCUCCUUCCCCUCACCUGCCGCCGCCUGGCAGCCGGAGGAGAGCAGGAGGACACUGGAGAACCAGGAGAGGGAGAGGAGAGCGGCGCCAGAGACCAGCGAGCAGCCGGCUCUUCCUCCAGGAGGAGGAGCGGUGGCGUUCCCGUUGGCGCCGCCGCCCAGCCAGGCCGCCGAACAGACAGUGGGCCUGGUCUACAACCAGGACACGGCGCAGUGGGAAAGGGUGUACCGGCAGGCCACCGUCAGCCGGGCCGUCGAGCCGCCAGAGGCCUUAAGCCAAGAAAUGCCUGUUGACCCGCCGGAUGAGGAUUCCCUGAGGAGGCGGCUGCUGGAGUCAUCCCUGCUAUCGUUGUCUCGAUACGACAUGUCCGGGUCCAGAGACCAUCCCAUCUACCCAGACCCGGCCAGGCUUUCUCCUGCAGCCUACUACGCUCAGAGGAUGAUCCAGUAUCUGUCCAGGAGGGACAGCAUCCGCCAGCGUUCCCUCCGGUACCAGCAGAACCACCGCAUGCGGACCAUGUCCACGUCCUCCGACAGCCCCACCCCCAACCCGUCCAGCACCAUGGACAACAGCGACGUCGACUUCGAGGAGCUGGAUGAUAACGGAGACAGAGCGAGACACAGGACACCACGGAAUGCCAGGAUGUCUGCUCCGUCGCUGGGGCGAUUUGUCCCGCGCCGUUUCCUCCUGCCGGAGUACCUGCCGUACGCCGGAAUCUUCCACGAACGAGGACAGCCGGGUCUGGCUACACACUCGUCUGUCAACAGAGUUCUCGCUGGGGCCUCUAUUGGCGAAGGUCAGUCUGCGGUCGCCAGCAACAUCGCCAACACGACGUACCGCCUGCAGUGGUGGGACUUCACCAAGUUUGACCUCCCAGAGAUCAGUAACGCCUCGGUCAACGUUCUGGUGCCAAACUGUAAAAUCUACAACGACGCCAGCUGCGACAUCUCCGCAGACGGUCAGCUGCUGGCGGUUUUCAUUCCCAGCAGUCAGCGGGGUUUUCCUGACGAGGGCAUCCUGGCCAUCUACUCUCUGGCGCCACACAACCUGGGAGAAAUGCUCUACACCAAGAGAUUCGGUCCCAACGCCAUCUCUGUCAGCCUGUCCCCCAUGGGAUGCUACGUCAUGGUGGGCCUGGCAUCCCGCAGGAUCCUGCUGCAUCCCUCCACCGACCACAUGGUGGCGCAGGUGUUCCGCCUGCAGCAGCCGCAUGGAGGAGAGACAUCCAUGAGGAUGGUCUUCAACGUGGUUUACCCCAUGGCUCCGGACCAGAGACGCCACGUCAGCAUCAACUCGGCCCGGUGGCUGCCGGACCCGGCCAUGGGUCUGGCCUACGGCACCAACAAGGGAGACCUGGUGAUCUGCCGGCCUGUGUUCUACAGAAGCGACGGUGAGAGUCCUGCCGAGCCCAGCAGCGAACCGCUGUUCUCCGUCAACAACAGCGGAACCAGCCGGACCCGAGGUUCUGACAGACCAGGACCGAACCGCUCCGGCUGGAGGCUCGACAGAGACAUGGGACUGAUGAACGCCAUCGGUCUGCAGCCCAGAAACCCCACCCCCUCAGUGACAUCACAGGGAACGCAGACGCCGAUCGUCCAGCUGCAGAACGCCGAGACGCAGACGGAGAGAGAGCUGUCGGAGCCCGGCGCGUCCCAGCAGCCCCCCAGCGCUGAAGCUCCAUCGACGAGUCGAGCCGCUCAGGCGCCUCCAGAGACGCCCGAGAGCAGCGCCAUCCAAGAUGGAGUCCGGACUGAAGCAUCCGCCGAGUCCGGCGGUCCGGCAGCCGGUAACUGACUUACCGUCUGGAUUUACCGUCUGGUUCUCUGGAGGAUUGUUUUCAUAAAACCUCAUUGAACUUAAGUCAUGUUGUCAGGGUGUCCGCGCAUCUUUAAAACCUCUUAAAUUGAUUUGAAAAAUGUAAAUUAACUCUAAACAUGUUAAUCAAGGACUUAAAUUUGGUGGCACGAUUUACUCCAGGAUAGUUUAUGCAUUUAUUUUUUCUUUAAGGACUUUUCUGUCAGGC